This is a messenger RNA of Sinocyclocheilus anshuiensis, 2363 nucleotides long. RefSeq names its product activating transcription factor 7 interacting protein 2 (gene atf7ip2). The record is from RefSeq and is a predicted model, not a curated record. Gene Ontology annotation, molecular function: transcription coregulator activity; protein binding. The coding region runs from base 235 to 1353 and encodes 372 amino acids. NCBI's taxonomy places the organism in Eukaryota, Metazoa, Chordata, Actinopteri, Cypriniformes, Cyprinidae. Gene Ontology annotation, biological process: regulation of DNA-templated transcription. Gene Ontology annotation, cellular component: transcription regulator complex; nucleus. The transcript is spliced from 13 exons.
ACGUUAUUAGUCCCAUACGUGAACGAAUCGCUUAGAACGGUUUUGUGAACCGGUUCAACUAAUUCACUAAAAAGAUUCGACUCAUAAGAACCAUUCUUUCACAAAGCGGGCAUUGAUACCCACUACCUUUCUUGGCGGGACAUAUUAUUUAAAGAAACGGAAAUCCCCACUACUAAGCUGACCGGUAGUUACGACGCGUCCGGCAUUCUGUUUACGUGAGCAAGCAGUCCAGGUAUGAAAAGGUCCAGAUAUGAGGACGACUCUGCAACAUUACACUUGGCUCAAGAAAGUGGGCAGAAGGCGAAUAAGCUCCCUCGAUCCGAGAUUGAAAAGAUUAUUUCAGAUAAGGUUGUGACCGCAGUCGAGCAGUCUGACUACAAGAUGAAGAAUCUGAUGGAGAGAAUCGGUGAGGUGAAUGGUGAACCCAGAUAUGAUGCUAGAAUCAAGAAUCUUGACGCUCAUGUAAGGAAAAUAAAACGAAGGGGAGAUGCAGUAUUUGCAUAUAUCAGAAAGUUCAGAUCUUUAGGGAUUUCUCAGAGUCAGUCUCCUCCUUCUGUAAGUCCUCCUCCUGUGCAGCCCCAGCGAUGCAUCUCUCCAGCGGAACCAAAAACCGAUAUAUCCAGAAGUUCAGUCAAUGGAGGGUGUUUCAGUGACAACGCUUCAGUGUCAUCAGCAGACAAUGAUUGUGAGAUGACCACAUUGAGACGACCAAAGAAAGGGUUUUGGCAGAGUUUGGAAAAGCGGUCUAAGAAUCAGGUUGUUGACCUUACGGAAGACAGAGCAGCCAGACUGAAUGAAGAGAGCCUGGUUACCCAACCAUCAGAUCAGAAAUCGGAACCUUCAAAACGGGAACAAUCAAAUCCCUCAAGUACACCACCUAUAGCCAUUAAAGAAGAAAAACAAAAUGUAACGGAGGAGGACCGUGUCAGUUCUUCAGUACAGUUGGAAGAGGAGGACUGGCACUCCAAACUCCAUCCGUUCCCAGAGACUCCGUUUCCCAAAGAGCUUCCGGUUGUAGCUGCAACUUACAACUUGCCCCAGAAGCCAGUGGUGAAACUAGCUCGGAUUGGAAGCGCACAAGAACUAGGCAUCGCGUGGACCGUGGAUCAGAAAGAUCCCCAUGUAGCAGAGAUGAAUUGCUACUACAUUUACGUUUCCCACGAACACAAAAGCGGCACUUUUUCAGGAUGGAAGUGCCUUGGAGAGAUCAAAGCCAUGCCUCUUCCUAUGGCCUGCAAGGUGUCCGACUGCAAAGGAGAUAAACGACUGUGCUUUAUCGUUGUGGGGAAGGAUAUAUUUGGCCGUUAUGGGACGUACAGUGACAUACGCACUGUGGCAUCAGGACAAAUAUGAUUUGGGCGACAUUUCUCCAGAGUAUGAAUGUGACUCUUUAUACUAGAAUUUCGAGUAUUUAAGAUUUGAAUUUCUUAAAAGAUGUUAAGUUGGGUACAAAUAAAGUUAAAGCUGCUGUUUUUACCUCCAUUUUUGUAUUUCUAGUUUUUUUCUUUCUCUGAAGAAUUUUUUUUUGUUGUUUUUUAGUAUCAGAACGUCAUUCCACUUAUAUGAAUCACACUAACACAAAAGUAUUAAAGGAACUGCUGUCUUGUAUUGUUUUUAUUGGUUAUAAAGUUACAAACUGAUUUCAUUUGUCUCUGGUCUUCAUAAUAUGAGGUCUUCAGUGGUUUGAGUCAACAAAGCAAUCACUAGCCAUAAUAGACAGUGAUCUAAUGUAAGCAGCAGAAAACAUUUCAGACGUUUGUUUCAAAUGGAAAUAUAACAUUAUAUCAGUCAUUCUCAAAAAUCAUGACUUCUGACUUACAAAUGUUAAAGUUAUGAAUUCAGUUCAGUUCCAUUUUCUGCCAUAAAAGAUGAUGGUAGUUGUUUAUUAUCUUCAUUUUUUACUUGACAUUUUUUACAUUUCACAGAUGAAGCAAGUUUUGUAACAAUUGUGACAUUAGAUACAUUUUCUUAAAAUAGUGUCAAUAGCAUCUGAAAGCAGACCAAAUUACAAUGAUAUUUUUCAGUAAUUAUUCACACAGUUGUUUACACAAACAUAAAAAAAGGUUACACCAAUAACGUAAAUGAAGUGGGCAAAAAGGUACAUUUAUACCUUAAUAUUUUGAAAUGGGGAAUUGUCUGAACACAUUUGAGCAGCCUCGCCUUCUGUUGAAUGUUAAGCUUCAAAGUACUGUUCCACAACAAUUUCAUUUUGAGAACACUUAUUUCCAACACUGAAUGAAAUUAAAAUGUUCCACUAGAUUAUUAUUAUUAGUGACUUUGUUUUGAACACUUUGUAUCUUGCAUUAAUGCUUAAUAAUGCUCAAUAUAGUCAAACGAUUGCUUUAUGACAAAAUAAAGCAUAU